AUGGCGUGGGCCUGUGGUGCAGGUGAAAUGGCAUGGGCCUGUGGUGCAGGUGAAAUGGUGGGGCCCGUGUAGCAGGUGAAAUGGCGUGGGCCUGUGGUGCAGGUGAAAUGACAUGGGCCUGUGGUGCAGGUAAAAUGGUGUGGGGCCCGUGGUGCAGGUGAAAUGAUGUGGGCCUGUGGUUCAGGUGAAAUGGUGGGGCCCGUGGUGCAGGUGAAAUGGUGUUUGGCCUGCGGUGCAGGUGAAAUGGUGUGAGAUAAACAUGUGAUGUGAAUGUGAAAGGUUCUACAAGCGCUGUCUGUGAACUACUGAUACUCUGCAACAAUGCAUUAUAUUUUAUUGUCCCAGAUUCUUUAGAAAAUGUGAAAUCAUCAAUCUUAUCUUGUGUUUGUUUUCCAGGAGUUUGCCACUCUGACCAAGGAGCUGAACAUGUGUCGGGAACAGCUGCUGGAGAAAGAAGAGGAAAUAUCUGAACUGAAAGCUGAGAGGAACAACACCAGGGUAAGAGUGUGUGCAUGUGUUACUGAGUGUAUAAUGUGUGUAUAACGUGUGAUGUCUCUAUUCUAGCUUCUCUUGGAGCACCUGGAGUGUCUGGUGUCUCGUCACGAGCGCAGUCUGAGGAUGACAGGUGGUGAAGAGACAAGCUCCUCCUCCCUCUGGGGUCUCCAGCGAGGUGGAGGUCCUCAAGGCCCUCAAGUCCCUGUUCGAACACCACAAAGCCCUGGAUGAGAAGGUGUGUGUGUACCUUUAUCUCACUGAAAACCAGGCUUUAAUUCCAAUCCAAAAUAACACUGUGGUUGUGUGUCUUACAGGUGCGUGAGAGGCUUCGGGUGGCUCUUGAGAGAGUGACUACACUAGAGGGACAGUUAUCAGCCACAACUCAGGAGGUGUGUGUUUGUGUGUGUGUGUGUGUGUGGGUGUGCAUGUAUAACAUCUGUCCUGUCCCCACCUGCCAUCUGCUGAUGCCCCCA
Molecule: messenger RNA, 968 nt
Organism: Coregonus sp. 'balchen'
Lineage: Eukaryota; Metazoa; Chordata; Actinopteri; Salmoniformes; Salmonidae
Source: the annotation of a GenBank genome assembly